Messenger RNA from Prunus dulcis (almond), 879 nucleotides. RefSeq names its product 60S ribosomal protein L18a-like protein. The transcript is spliced from 5 exons. NCBI's taxonomy places the organism in Eukaryota, Viridiplantae, Streptophyta, Magnoliopsida, Rosales, Rosaceae. Bases 287 to 592 code for a protein of 101 amino acids. The record is from RefSeq and is a predicted model, not a curated record.
UAAAGAAACAGAGCCUGUCUCUGUCCUCCCCUUUGUACUCUCAAGUUGAUUAUCAAUGGAGAUAAAAACGUUCGUACUUGAUUAGAGAGAAAGGCACUUCGUACCAAAAAGCCAUUUCUUCAUUCCUCGUCAUCAGCAGCUGCUUUUGCAAUUAUCAAAAGCACUCCUUCACAGAAAGCCGCUUCUGCUAAUUUCAGCUCUCCGUUUGACCGUUUCUUCAGAGAAAAAAUACUACAGUUACUUUCAAGGUGGAGAGAAAAACUGAGGGUGAUUGUGUUUGGGACAGAUGGAUCAGAUGAACCAUAGAAAUGGCAACUAUGCUCCUAUCAGGGAUCAAGAGGACCCGAUAUUGGGAAUAUUUGACAAACCGCUUCCUUGCUUUGGUUGUGGAAUUGGAUGGUUUUCUCUUUUGCUUGGAUUUGUAUUUCCAGUGAUGUGGUACUACGCUGCAUUUCUCUACUUUGGGAAGUAUUACCAUAGAGACCCAAGGGAGCGAACUGGGCUCCAAGCUUCAGCAAUAGCUGCUUUGAUAUGUACAACUGCUUUGUUCAUAGUGGUAGCUGUCUUUGUUUUCAAAUCCUUUCUCCCAUAACCUAUGUCGGCGUCAUACAAAAUUCUCUAUGAUGAUGUUUAGCUCAAUCGUCCUUCCUGUUAUCGUAUCAGGCGCAAGCCAGGAAAAUGUUGGCAUCAUGGUAUGUCCAGCUACUGAUACCUGAAGCAGUUUGGCUUCUUUGUAAUAGUGCGCAAGACAAAAACCGUGUAUAUACGCUACUGCUUAGCUCCCAUAUAGUGGGAAUUCAGAAAAUAUUGUAGAUAGGUAGCACAUUUACAAGUACACAUGAUAUUAUCAUCUCAAGCAAGCACACAUCUGCAAAUCAA